AUGUCGCUCUACAAGGCGCUACUGUCUAUUCUUGUGCUACUACUUCUUUGCUAUCAGGUAGACGCCUAUGGAGUGGAGCUGUUUGGCGCGGGAAGUCCGAACGCCGUGUCCGUGCUCGCGUCGUGGAAAUCGGACUACAUCUACACCCGGGACGAUGUCAGCAUUUCGUACACCAACACGGGCGUGACGACGGGCUUGGAACAGUACGCCGACGGGGAACUGGAUUUCGUCUGUGUGGACCGCUUCUUAUCGGAUCAGGAUGCCGCCGCGUACGGCAACCUCAUCCAGUUCCCGCUCAUGGGGCAGGCCAUCGUCAUGGCUUACAACGUCCCCUCCCUCUCUUCUCUCAACGCGAGCUUGAGAAUCGACCGGGAGACUCUGGGCCUGAUCUGGGCGGGCAACGUCAGCGUGUGGAACGACCAACGAAUUAAGGACCUCAACCCGGGCCUGGCCUCGUCCCUGCCUAGCACCAACAUCACCCUGGGCUACAACAACAACAUCGCCUACUCGUCGACGGAAGUGGUCAAACGCUCGCUCGAGAGCUUCAGCCCCGACUUCGCGAGGCUGUUUGCCGCAGCCGGCCGGGACUUUGCCGACAUGCCACCGGCCCUGCGCGGGACCGCAGAGUCUGCCGGCGUCUCGACGGCCGAGAGAGAAGUGUGGCUCGGCGCUCAUGAGGACAGCAUCACCUACCUCAGCUAUGCCGAUGCCAUCAAGUCGGGCUUCCCACACAUGGUGAUGUACAACAAAGCCGGCAGCCUGGUGGGUCCGUCGACGGCCACCGUGCAGGCGGCCAUGAGCCAGUUCCAGACCGAAUUCGCCCACAGCAACUUCUCGGUGGACAUUCACGACGCCAACGGCACCAACUCGUGGCCCAUCUCCUACCUCACCUAUCUCGCCCUGGACCGCAACGUGACCGGCGUCGACUGCACCGCCGUCCAGGAGCUGCUCGCCUUCGUGGCCUGGAUUCACACCAACGACGGGGCUAGCACGGACGCGACCAGCAUCAACUAUGUGCCACUCGACACAAGCCUCAAGAAGCGGAUCGUGGACCUCCUGAGCACGGUUCAGUGCAACGGCGAGCGUGCCUAUUCGACGGCCUUCCUCAUCGGCAUCGGGUCGCCGCUGCCCAUCUUCACCUCGUGGGCCGUGGGCUGGUCGUCGGCCCAGACGCGGGCCAAGUUCUACCUGUCCUCGUCCACCACCGGCAAGGACCGCCUCGUGAACGGCAACGCCGACUUCAGCGUCACCAGCAACGGCCUGGCCAGCAGCUACUACGACCUCCUGUCCGACCUGCAGAUCGUCCCCACCACCGCCUUCGCUCUCGUGCCCGCGUACAAUGUGCCGGAGUUGAAGGGCAAGACGCUGGUGCUCGACUUGCCUACUAUUGCGGGAAUCUACCUCAACACGGUGACGCGGUGGAACGACCAGCGCAUCAAGGACCUCAACUCGGCCGACGUGGCCGCCGCGCUGCCGGACCAGGACAUCAUGGUGGUGACCCACAACGUGAGCUCGGCCUACACCCAGCUCUUCACCCAGAUGCUCAGCCAAACAGUCCCCGACUUCGCCGCUCAGACCAACAGAUCCAUCAACACCUCUACCACCAACGUGGCAAGCCUCUUGAACAGCAAUCCCUACUCGUUCAUCUUCUGGCAGCACUUUGACAUCCUCACGGCCCGAGGUCUCAGCUCGGCGUCGUUGGUCAACCCGGCGGGCCAGGUGGUGGCGCCCUCUACCGCCUCUGUGCUCAGCGCGCUCGACGACUACCUCGCCUCGACGGCCGCAGCCGACCGCUCCUACCAAUCGAUCCUCCUCGGCGGAGGAGCCGGCAGCUGGCCCAUCACAGCGUUCGGGGCCACGGUCUACCGCGGCACGGGCAUGGACGACUGCAACAAAGCAGCCGCCCUGGCCGACUUCCUGCUCUGGUCCCAGACCGACGCUCUUGCCCUGCGGAACGCCGUCAGGCAAGGAUUUGUGCUGCCGACGGCUUCCGACGAGGUCAACCGCAGCUUCAUGCGGCAGCUCAGGGCCUUCACCUGCGCCGGUCAGCCCGUGAGCGCGCUGGCCAACUGCAUCACCGACGACGGUCAGCUGUGCUCGGGCCAGGGCACCUGCACCAACAACGCCUGCGCCUGCGACUCGGGCCGGGAGGGCCUGCACUGCGAGAGCGCCACCAGCGCCAGCUCGAGCGACUCCACCAUCGCCAUCCUGGCGACGGUGAUUCCGGUGUCGGCGGUGGUGGCGGGGCUGCUGGUGGUGCUGGUGAUCGUGGUCGUGGUGCUGGUGCGGCGCAAGGGGAGCGGAAGCGACGACUGGGAGAUCGAGUACGACGAGCUCGAGGUGGGCGAGCAGCUGGGGGCCGGCGGCUACGGCGAGGUGCACAAGGCCACGUGGAAGGGCACCGAGGUGGCGGUCAAGGUCAUGGCCUCGGAGCGGAUCACCAAGGAGAUGGAGAAGAGCUUCAAGGACGAGGUGCGCGUCAUGACCGCGCUGCGCCACCCCAACGUGGUCCUCUUCAUGGCCGCGUCGACCAAGGCCCCCAAGAUGUGCAUCGUCAUGGAGUUCAUGGCCCUCGGCUCCCUCUUCGACCUGCUGCACAACGAGCUGAUUCCGGACAUUCCGUUUCCGCUGAAGGCCAAGAUGGCCUACCAGGCCUCCAAGGGCAUGCACUUCCUCCACUCCUCCGGCAUCGUGCAUCGGGACCUCAAGUCGCUCAACCUGCUGCUCGACAACAAGUGGAACGUCAAGGUCUCUGACUUUGGCCUCACCAAGUUCAAGGAGGACAUCAGCGGCCCUAAGGGCGGCCUCGGCGGUGGCGGUGGCAAGAACAACAACCACAUGGCCGGCAGCGUGCACUGGACCGCGCCUGAAGUGCUCAACGAGGCCGGCGACGUCGAUCUGAUCCUGGCCGACGUCUACAGCUUCGGCGUCAUUCUGUGGGAGCUGCUCACCCGAGAGCAGCCCUACCUAGGCCUCAGUCCGGCAGCCGUGGCCGUGGCCGUGAUCCGGGACAACAUCCGCCCGCGCAUGCCCGAGGCCGGCGCCGCGCUGUGCCCGGCCGAGUACGAGGAUCUCAUCACCGGCUGCUGGCACCACGACCCCACCAUCCGCCCCACCUUCCUCGAGAUCAUGACCCGCCUCUCGGCCAUGCACGGCGACUCGACCACCACGGCCGGCAGCGCCACCUCCUACUCCACCUCAUCGUCGUCGGCCUCGGGCGAGCAAAGAGAGAAGACGACGACGAAAACGAAAACGAAAACGACGGCGACCACGACGACGAGCUCGUUCGGGUCGUGGACCCUGCCGUCGACCACAAAUUCCUCGCAUUCCUCAUCAUCGUCGUCCGGCUCGUCUAAGCACUUGUCCGGCGUCGGCAUGACGGGCGCCGGCGGCGGUGGUGUGCGGCCGCCGGAGGGCGAGAUGGCGAUCGUGUUCACCGACAUCACCCGCGCCGCCUCGCUCUGGGAGUUCAACGCGGCCGCCAUGCGCGACGCCACCCUGCUCCACAACCAAGCCCUGCGCGACUCGCUCAAGCGGCACCGGGGCUACGAGGUGGUGUUCGUGCGCGACCGCAACUCGGGCGAGGGUUCGUUCUGCAUGGCCUUCCAGCAGCCCGUCGACGCCCUGGCCUGGUGCGCCGACGUCCAGCGGAGCCUGCUGGGCGUGGCCUGGCCCGAGGCGCUGCUCGAGCACCCGGGCGCGGCCGAGGAGUGGGGCGACACCGAUGACCGGGUGCUGUUCCGGGGCCUGCGGGUGCGCAUGGGCGUCCACCUGGGCGCGCCGCGGGCCGUGCGCGACCCGAUGACCCGGCGGGUGGAGUACAUCGGGCCGGUGGUCAACGCCGCGGCCCGCAUCACGGCCCUCACGCACGGCGGCCAGAUCGUGAUGAGCCACGCCGCCUUCCAACGGAUCAAGGGCUCGCCCGAGCUGGCCGCUAUGAUGGGCGGCAGCGACGGCAACGGCAGCCAGGAGCAGCUCAAGAAGGGCAGCGUGGUGGGCCUCGGCAAGUUCGAGAUGCCCGAUUCUCCGGAUGGCACGUAUCCUGCACGACACGCACGACACGACACGUCUGAUGAUGGAUCGAAGCUCUUCGAAUUGAAGACGCCGGGAUUGGAGGCGCGGUUCUUUGGCGGGGUGACGCUCGAGGCUGGGGGCGACGGCACGUCGACCAACAAGACCACCUCGGGCGCCGGCACCUCGCACGGCGGCGGUGGUAGCAGCAGCGGCGGCAGCCAGCCCGACAGCGAACCCGGAAGCGGACGCGAACUCCAAACCGUCGUCGGGGAAGGGAUGAUGUUCAAGGAGGACACGUUCCUGACGUCGGCCAACCUGUGUCGGUGGAUCAUCGACUACGGCGAGAUCCAGGUGGGCAAGCAGGUGGGCCUCGGGUCCUACGGCGUGGUACUGCGGGGCAAGUGGAAGGGCGUCGAGGUGGCCGUGAAGCGAUUCAUCAAGCAGAAGCUCGACGAGCGCCGCAUGCUCGAGUUCAGGGCCGAGAUGGCCUUCCUCUCCGAACUGCACCACCCCAAUAUCGUGCUCUUCAUCGGCGCGUGCGUGAAGAAGCCCAACCUGUGCAUCGUGACCGAGUUCAUGGCGCGGGGCAGCCUGCGCGACACGCUGGGCAACAGCGCCAUCAAGCUCACCUGGAAGCAGAAGGUCAAGAUGCUGCGCUCGGCCGCGCUGGGUAUCAACUACCUCCACUCGCUCCAGCCCGUCAUCGUCCACCGAGACCUCAAGCCCUCCAACCUCCUCGUGGACGAGAACUGGAACGUGAAGGUGGCGGACUUUGGGUUCGCGCGGAUCAAGGAGGAGAACGCGACGAUGACGAGGUGCGGCACGCCGUGCUGGACCGCACCGGAGAUCAUCCGCGGGGAGAAGUACGACGAGCGGGCCGACGUGUACUCGUUCGGCGUCAUCAUGUGGGAGGUGGUCACGCGCAAGGAGCCCUUUGCCGGGCGCAACUUCAUGGGCGUGUCGCUCGACGUGCUCGAGGGCCGGCGCCCUGCCAUCCCCGGCGAUUGCCCGACCGACUUCCGCAAGGUAAUGAAGCGCUGCUGGCACGCGUCGGCCGACAAGCGACCCAGCAUGGACGACGUGCUCUCCUUCUUGGCCAAGCACCUCGACGCCGAUGACGCCGGCGCCAUGAUCUAG
Messenger RNA from Acanthamoeba castellanii str. Neff, 5151 nucleotides. Its product is annotated as serine/threonine kinase. Gene Ontology annotation, molecular function: protein kinase activity; ATP binding. The record is from RefSeq and is a predicted model, not a curated record. Bases 1 to 5151 code for a protein of 1716 amino acids. Lineage: Eukaryota; Discosea; Longamoebia; Acanthamoebidae. Gene Ontology annotation, biological process: intracellular signal transduction; protein phosphorylation; cyclic nucleotide biosynthetic process. The transcript is spliced from 19 exons.